AUGAUUAGUAAUAACAUAAUAAAAAUUAGAAAAUUAAAAAUUAAUUCAAAUAAAUUUUUUAAUAAUACAAUCAAUACAAAAAGAGAUUUUAGUAGUACAUCAACCUCACCACACUUGGAUGAAGAAGUUGACCCAAAGAAUAAACAACAAACACCACCACCAAUAACAUCAUCACCAUCAACAGCAACUCCAAAUAUUUUAGAUAUACCAACCACUUCAAUACCACCAAAACCAAAAUGUUGGUGUGUUUUAAGUUGUAAAUUAGUUGGAAAAAGAAUAGAAUCAUCACUAAUUAAACCAAUUAAAUAUGAAGAUGAAAGAGCAAUUUUAUUACAACAACAAAAACAAAAACAGCCAACUUCAACACCACAAUCACAAUAUAAAUUAGAUUUAAAUUUACCAUUAUCAGCAAGUAGAAAACAAUUAAUUAAAGAGAUGAUUUCAGCUAAAGAUCAAUAUGUAACAGAGCAAAAACAAGAAGAACAAAUAGAAAAGGAAAGAUUAGAAAAAGAAAAAGAAAAAGAAAAUAAACUCUUUAGAACUGAUGAUAAUGGAGAUGAAAGAGAUUUCCCAGUAUUAACUGAUGACGAUACUUCAAUUGGUCCAAUUCAUAUACUUUAUAAAAAUCAAUGGAUUAGUACAAUCGUUGAAAGAAUUGAACCACAAAAUAAAGAUAAUGAACCAUCAUUCAUUUUAAAAAUUAAAACACCAAUUAAAUUAUCAAGCGAAUUUACAUUUUCUUUUGAAAGUAUUCAUUCAACAUUAGAUAGAUUAUUAACAACUGGUAAAGUUAAAGCAGAUUGUGAUUUUGAUAAAAUUUUUAUAACGACAGUUGGUAAUGAUAAAAAUAAAGAAUUUACAAAUUGGAUCAAUACAAAUGAAGAUAAUAAUAAUAAUAGUAAUAAUAAUAGCGUUAAUGAAAAUGGUGAUAAUGUAAGAAAAUGUUUAUUAUUAAAAGAGGCUUUAACACGUUUAAAGACUGAAUUAUUACCAUCAAUUGGUUUCAAUGAUUGUCCAAUUGAUUUAGCUUUAUCAAAAGAUAGUAUUGUAGGUUGUAAAGAAGGUCGUACAAAUUUAGAAUUCCCAAAUGGUACUUAUCAAUUGGUAUUAGAAAUUGAUUCAAACGAGGAAUCAAUUUGGGCUAAAAGUCCUGAAUCAGUAGAAAAAAUUUUAUAUUUAUAUACAAUGAUGUUAGAUAGUGUUGUAUCAAUGGGUCAUACCAAUGAUGUACCACUAACAGUAUCAUAUUUAUAA
Molecule: messenger RNA, 1254 nt
Organism: Dictyostelium discoideum AX4
Lineage: Eukaryota; Evosea; Eumycetozoa; Dictyosteliales; Dictyosteliaceae
Exons: 2
Coding region: 1-1254 (417 amino acids)
Source: RefSeq, a predicted model, not a curated record